GCGACAGCCUUAGCCUGGACCCGGAUUAGUGUUAGACAUCCGUUCACACUCACGGCUGAUACACGGCUGAAACGCACGUUACGCAGAGAUAUGUGAAGUACCGGCUAUUCGCUUCGAAACACAGGAAUAUUUUGGCGGUUUGUUCAGCUCUCUGGUGGAGAUGGGAAACUCAUAUGCAGGACAGUUGCGUACCACGCGUUUUGAAGAGGUACUGCACUAUUCCAUUGAGGCAUCUCUGCGUUCCAACACUGUAGUGCCGAGACCAGUGUUCUCACAGCUGUAUCUAGAACCCGAGCAGAGGCCCCUUUCUCAAGAAGGCCAAAUGGAAAAUGAGGAAGAUGAUGAUGAGGAGGGCUCAGAGACUAACAGUCCUCCCAUUCCAUAUCACAUAAAGCCUGCUCCAGAGGGCUCCUGCACCAAUGAUGGAUUUUGUCAGGCAGGAAAAGAUCUGCGACUGACCACGAUGUCCACUGAAAAUCUAGAUGUGCCCCUGGGAUUUCUGCUGGUCGGGGCCAAAUCUCCAAGUAUCCCCGGCCAAAUAUUGGUGUGUGCUGUGGAUCGGCGCUUUCUCCCAGAUGAACGUGGACGUAAUGCACUUUUAGGCUUCUCAGGUAACUGUAUGGGCUGUGGUGAGAAAGGAUUCCGAUAUUUCACUGAGUUCUCCAAUCAUAUCAACCUGAAGCUCACAACACAGCCUAAGAAGCAGAAGCACUUAAAAUACCAUCUUCUCCGCAAUGUGCAGGGCAUGCUGGUCAAGGGCCCACCCAUCUGCUGGAAAGGAAUGAAUAGCCGAGUAAGACAGAACUCUUUAAAUGUGACUGGUGGUCUAGAGGAGCAGCGGUCUGGUUCUGUAGCCAGCAACCCACUGCCUAACACAGGACCUGUCGGUUUAAGUACAGCUAACAGAGAUCUGGACACACAUGUCCCUGCAUCUGAAAUGUCUCCUCAAAUGACCAAUGGAAGCCACAUUCCAGUAUCCCAGCAGCCUCUGCCACAGCCAGGCCUAGUAGCCAGUGGCCCAGGAAGAUCCACAGGACCACCCAAAAAGAGACACAAGGGAUGGUCCCCAGAAUCCAUAGGACCCACUGAAGCAAGUAUUAGACCUGUAUCCUCCAACACAGUCAACGGCACAAAAUCAGACAAUGGGAAUUCAGUGUCUCAAGGGUCUUCACCCUCCAUGCCCUCAGCAGAGUCUGUUGCAGUUCCUAAUAAUCUGCUUCAAACCUGUGGACUGCAGCCAGUUAUAUUUAAAGGACAUGGGGAUCUGCCACAUCUAUCUGGGAACACACGUGAGGUGUUGGUGAAUGGUUGGCUGCAGGCAUGCUACCGAAGCUCCCAGAAUCUUCUACGUGUUUAUGAUCAAUAUGGAGCUUCCUCCAUUCAGCCACUCUCCACUGAGAUGCAGGUCCUGUUGACUGUCUACUACCUGGUACAGCUAGAUUAUUCAACUAUUAUAUGGUGCUGGUGUCCUUGUGCAUCAUAUGUGAUCAUCAAAUGUUUUAUCUUAGGUACAGACCAAAUUCCCUUGAUGGAAGACCUGGAGCAGAUUCUCAUGCACUCUUGGCGUGAGUCUCACCUGACAGAAAUCCGUCAGUACCAGCAAAGUCAUGCACAGUUUCCUGUCCCUUUGCCUGGCCUGGCACAGCCCCUAACCCCCUCUCAGCUCCCUUGGCUGGCCAAGCUGGCAACAAGUUCCUGUGGUGAUGCUGUUCUAGUAUUGGACACAGCACCCUCAGUGUCUGAGGCACUUGCAGAUACAUUCCAGAGGCUAAUGGAGGGCAAGCUUAGUCAGACACAUUUUGUUGUGAUCAUUUGCAUGGGCAGGAGCCAAGAGACUGAGUCCUGCAUAGUGGUUACAGGGAAGCACCAGGCACGAGCACUUGCAGAGAGUAUGCUCUCCCCAAGCGAAUGUGUGAGAGAAAUCAGUCAUGAGCUUUCCUCUGGGAUGACUGCUGAAUUAGAUGCCUAUGUUAGCUCCCUAGGUCCAGAUGGAAAUGUGGAAAGUUUGCUGGAGAAAUUCAAUGCAGAGACUUACAGCCUUUCAGCGCAGACACCUGGAAAGGAAUGCUCUGCAGAAGCCAUGUGUAAAGAAUAUCGGAUAGAAUGGCAUGAGAUUCGGCCCAUUCAGCUAGCUGUGGCACGUAAGCUGUUGUCCCACGUAUGUGCAAUUGCUGACUCUAGCACACACAACUUGGAUCUUGGCUCUUUUGACAAGGUGGAGUUCUUAAUCUGUGUGCCUCCUUCAGAGGUGACCUUCCAGCAAGUGGUCCUGCACCUAUGGAAUUCAGGGGUCCUUAAAGAGUUAGGCAUGGACCAGGACUGUUUGUCACCAAAGGAUGCUGAGCAGUAUGUGGUCAAAUUAGAUCAAGCUGCUGUAGCAAAGAUCAAUGGUCUCAUUCAGAAAUCAAAGUUGAACCCAUAUACUCUUUUUAUACUGGUACAUGACCAUGCACACUGGGACAUUAGCAGUGAACAGUGUGGAAGGGUUGGUGGCUUGUCCAACUCAGGACUAGUGGACAGUCUACUGAACUGCAAGCAUAUUCAAGAGGCACCCAAUGUUCUGAUUCUUCACGUCACCUCAUUCCCCUUUGCCCUGCAGACUCAAUACACACGCAUCAGCCCCUACAAUGAAAUCCACUGGCCAUCAGCAUUCAACAAUGAUGUUGAUCUUUACCAUGAAAAAACAAGAUACUUUGGUGUGUCUGAGCUGCUGGAAUCCACAAGAUCAGGGAGCGGCUUGCCUCUGCUGCGCUUUGACAGUUCGUUUGAGAGCAUGGUCAAUGCCCUGGAAGAGAGGUUUCCAAAAUUGCACAGCUCAGUAAUCCGCACCCAAGUGCUUCUCCAGCACUAUUCUGUGGCUCUGUUAGCUGCAGUCAGAGGCCAGGUCCAGCUGCAGAAGCACACAUCUGUAGAGACGCUGGAAAUAGUACAAUGUCUGCUGGGCUCAACACAACAUUGCCCCAGCCACCAUGGGUACAUGCUCCUGCUGCGUAUACCUUUUCCAUGUCUGGCAGCUCUGGCACAUCAGCGUCUAUGUCACAUACGUGAUCGCCUGGGCCUCCACAAGCACUUUGAAAUUGUGCUGGGAGACCCCUCAUCUGGGAUCAUUGUGGGCAAGCACUUCCUAAGCCAGCUGAGGGUCUGGCUGAAGAUCCAAGACCCAGACUGGACUCCUCGCACAUACCUUGAUUUAGAGGCUUUGCCCUGCAUUCUCAUCUUUACUGGAUUGGAUCCAAUGGGAGAGUCUUUGCCAAGGUCUCUGAAAUACUGUGAUGAGCGUGUAAUAAGCUGCUGCGCUCUGCAACGCACAGCUCUGGAGCAGGAACUUGGUCUGGCUGCAUACUUGGUGCGUGUGGAGGAGCAGAGGCAGCAUGGGCUACCCAUGUCCAGUGACCUAUCUGAGAGUGAUCCUGAUAAACUCAGCAGCACCGACAAUGAGGAGGAAGAGUCCAUAGUGAAUGCAGUGAGUAGUGCUCUCCCUGGCCAGGAACACUCUCAGCAAACUCAGGAUGAAUUCUCUCCUAACAAACCAAGUCAAUCAUCAAAAUCCACCUCCCCUGGCUCCCUUUCAUCUUCGCAGACCUCUCCACAGCGAUACUGCUGCUCCUGGGCCCAUAACAUUAAUAGGCCACCUGUGGUCCUUCUCCCCAAAGCUUUGUAUGAUCUGCUUACCAGUGUAGAUGCCAGUGGCUUGCCCAAGCCAAUGUCCUUCCUCCCACACCCAUAUGUAGAGUGGGCCAGCUCUUUCAGGCCCCUUCUUAGCAAGAUUAUGACAUGUACAGAACAGUCUUUGUACUACAGGCAGUGGACUGUACCCAAACCUCAGCACAUGGACAGCAGCAAUUGGGGACGCACUGACAACUUUCACCCUCGAAGACUGCUCCUCAGUGGGCCACCACAAGUUGGAAAGACCGGUGCAUAUCUGCAGUUUCUAGGAAUUCUCUCUAGAAUGCUGAUCAGGCUUAUGGAGGUAGACAUCUUUGACGAAGAGGACAUCAAUCACAAUUGCCAGUCAGAGGUGGUGAAAUAUCAUCAGGCUAAUGCAUCAUGGCCCAAUGCUGACACCUUGAGAGGAAUGCCUUUUGACUUUACCAUUCAUGACCCCAAAUAUGAGGACAUCAGUGCCAUCUACUCUCCUGACUUUACUCCAAAUUUAGAACGAAACCCCCGACGUCAGGAAGAUGUGUACCUUCGUCGUCGUACAGCCCGGAUAAAACUCUCCAAAUAUGCAGCCUAUAAUACUUACCAUCACUGUGAGCAGUGCCAUCAGUAUAUGGGAUUCAACCCUCGAUACCAGCUGUGUGAGUCUACCCUGCAUGCCUUCACCUUCUCUCAUCUGCUACUUGGGGAGGAGAUACAGCUCUAUUUCAUAAUCCCUAAAUCCAAAGAGCAUCACUUCUCCUUUAGCCAACCAGGAGGCCAGCUUGAGAGCAUGAGACUGCCCCUUUCCUCUGAUUGGAAUCCUGAUUGUAUAAAGAGUCCGAUAUUUACACCCACAACGGGUCGCCAUGAGCAUGGCCUGUUCAACCUGUAUCAUGCCAUGGAUGGAGCCUCCCACCUUCACAUCCUGGUGAUCAAAGAAUAUGAGAUGGCUGUGUAUAAAAAAUACUGGCCUAAUCACAUCAUGUUAGUGCUGCCCAACAUCUUUAAUGGAGCUGGAAUAGGAGCAGCACAUUUCCUAAUUAAAGAGUUGUCUUAUCAUAAUCUGGAGCUGGAGCGCAGUCGAAGAGUGGAGCAUGGCAGUCGUCCUCAGGAUGUCUGGCCCUUUAUCAUCCUGGCAGAUGACUCCUGUGUCAUGUGGAACAGUGUUGACAUUGACCCCAAGAGUGGUACUGCUGGACCAGAGAGGAAUGUGUCACUGAAGCAGUUGCUGCAGCACAUGGAGUCAUCUCCAGAUAUCACUCAGUAUGCCCUGUGUGGCCUGAGGAAGUGGUCAAGUCGUGGAGCUGGCACUGGACGAAGGAGAGAACCCUUCUCACAUGGACACCUACAUGAUUUUCUGCUCCUCAACGUGGACCUCACUCAGAAUGUGCAGUACAAUCAAAACCGAUUUACCUGUGAUGAUGUAGACUUCAACCUUCGCGUCCACAGUGCAGGCCUUUUAAUUUUCCGCUUUAACAACUUUAGUGUAAUGAAGAAGCAGAUUGCCAUAGGGGGAUAUCGUACAUUUAUAAUCAAGACCAAGGUGACUGAUGUAAUAACCACAGUGCAGCCAUCUCAGUAUAUCUGUGCUCCAGAUAGCAAGCACCUGUUCCUGGCAACUCCAGGUCAGCUUCUGUUGGAGAAAUACCUCCAACACACAAGUCAGCGGCUUUUCCCCCUGAGCACUGGCAAUAAUAGCCAUCCGGUUCUUUCUGUCGACUGCUACCUCAACCUGGGCCCCGAGAUAACAGUGUGUUUUGUCAGCUCAAGGCCACACUCUGUCAACAUCAGCACAGCAGGUUUGUUCUUCAGUGGCCUCCUGCUCUACUUCUGUGACUCUUUCGUUACACCAGGUUUCCUCAAGAAAUUCCAGUUUCUGAAAGGGGCAACUCUGUGCGUAAUCUGCCCAAACCGCAGUGCUCUCCGUCAGACAGUGGUACGGCUAGAGCUGGAGGAUGAGUGGCGUUUCCGGUUGAGCGACGAGUUUCAAACGGCCAAUGCCAAAGAGGAUCAGCCACUCUUCUUUCUCACAGGAACACAUAUCUGACUCUGCAAUUGGUACCUUCAUGUACAUAUAUUUCUGUAUAUUAGAUGCUGUACUGUAUUUUAGAUUAGUACUCUUGCCUAGGUGUUAUUAUGUUUGUGCUGUGUUUCUCUCCUCUCUGUGUUCUUGCAUAAGUCCAAAUGAAAUGUGAUUUAUAACAGUACUUGGUUACAUAUGUAUAUGAAAAAUUAUAUUUAUUACCUGCUUUGUAGCUGUCAUUUGAACACACAUUCUGUGUUCAUUUUUAUGCAUUUUUUGUAUUAUUGUCAUAAUUCAUUUAUGGAGAAUUGUACAAUUCAUUGAAUGUUUCUUUGCAUGUUUCAAGGAUAUUUUGUAGAGAAAGAAUAUUUUUGUAUAUAUUUAUGUAGCCUGUUCUAUGCUCUUGAUUGUUUUAUUAGAUAUUUGUGAGUACAUUGUCAUUGUACAGUUUUAGUAAAGUUUCUCUGCAUCAUCUUGGUUGAUUUUGAUCAGUUCUGUGCUAUUUGUUCAGUACCUGCAGGUCAACAGUAGAGGGCAUUAUAAUGGUAACAAUAUCUUAUUCCUAACAAGUGGUUUUGUGUAAAUAAAUGGCUUAGUUAAAAAGUCUACAACAAUAACCUGUCAGUAGCUCAUCCACAAUAAAGUUCCAGUUUCUUAC
Molecule: messenger RNA, 6323 nt
Organism: Tachysurus fulvidraco (yellow catfish)
Lineage: Eukaryota; Metazoa; Chordata; Actinopteri; Siluriformes; Bagridae
Gene: greb1
Product: growth regulating estrogen receptor binding 1
Exons: 32
Coding region: 161-5689 (1842 amino acids)
Biological process (GO): multicellular organism development
Source: RefSeq, a predicted model, not a curated record